UAACUCUCGAGUCUUCUUCUUUUUCUCUCUUCAUUCAUACAUCCGGGCAGCUUCAAAUUGGAUCCACUAACCUAACCUUGAGAGAGAAAAAUAUAUCAGAAUGGGAGCUUGUGCCACGAAACUCAGAGAACCCAAAGACGACGAUGGCGCCGCUGCUCCUCUCCCGGAACCAACAUCUCCGAAGAAGGAAGCAACUGCCGGCGCCGGAGACGUGAAAGAAGUGAUUGAAGCCGGAGGUGAAUCAAAGGCUGAAAUAGAUGUCGAUGAACAAGGAGACAAAUCUCGAUCUCUCAGUAAUCUGUUCAAGGAAAAAGAGGGGAAAGAGGAGAUAUUAAAUGCAGAAAUAGAAAAUGAAGAAAAUCUAAAUGAUGAACAAGUGAAGAAGGUAGUUGUGGUGGAAGAGUCCGAAAUUCCACUAGAGAAGAAGAAGAACAAGGAUGAAGAAACCAUUAACGAAGAGAUCAAGUUCCAGAAAUCUUAAAAGAAGAAGAUGAUGAUGAACCAGUACUGUUUGAUUUUUGGGUUUCUUUACUUUUUGUUGUUUGAUUUUGAGUGAUUUUAAUUUGUUGGAUAUAUGUACUUCUGAUGAAGAGUAUUUAUUAAGUAUAAUAGAAUC
This is a messenger RNA of Impatiens glandulifera, 616 nucleotides long. RefSeq lists its product as uncharacterized. The transcript has 2 exons. The record is from RefSeq and is a predicted model, not a curated record. NCBI's taxonomy places the organism in Eukaryota, Viridiplantae, Streptophyta, Magnoliopsida, Ericales, Balsaminaceae. Bases 101 to 481 code for a protein of 126 amino acids.